Messenger RNA from Fundulus heteroclitus (mummichog), 3352 nucleotides. It is a transcript of the gene cyp17a1, whose product is annotated as steroid 17-alpha-hydroxylase/17,20 lyase. Bases 67 to 1611 code for a protein of 514 amino acids. Lineage: Eukaryota; Metazoa; Chordata; Actinopteri; Cyprinodontiformes; Fundulidae. Gene Ontology annotation, biological process: progesterone metabolic process; hormone biosynthetic process. The record is from RefSeq and is a predicted model, not a curated record. Gene Ontology annotation, molecular function: iron ion binding; heme binding; steroid 17-alpha-monooxygenase activity. The transcript is spliced from 8 exons.
CUUUGCCCUGGGAUGCAUGGCCACAGCUGAAUCAGAGCUCUCUAUCUGGACCCUCCACACAAAGCUAUGGCUUGUUUUUGUCUGAUUGUCUUUGCCAUCCUGAUCCUGGCUGUGCUGGCAUGGCAGCUGAAAGCCAAGUCCUCACGUGGCCUCCAGGAGCCCCCCCAUCUCCCAGCGCUGCCUCUGAUCGGCAGUCUGCUGAGUCUGCGAAGCCCGCACCCUCCUCAUGUACUUUUUAAACAGCUCCAAAAAAAGUAUGGACAGACGUACUCACUGAUGAUGGGCUCCCAUAGAGUGAUCAUCGUCAACCAGCAUGCACAUGCCAAAGAAGUCCUGCUGAAGAAGGGAAAGAUAUUUGCUGGAAGGCCCAGAACUGUGACCACAGACGUUCUUACUAGAGAUGGGAAAGACAUUGCAUUCGGAGAUUAUAGUGCUGCCUGGAGGUUCCACAGGAAAAUAGUGCAUGGAGCUCUUUGCAUGUUUGGAGAAGGCUCUGCUUCCAUCGAGAGGAUCAUCUGUGCAGAGGCCCAGUCUCUAUGUUCCACUAUGUCAGAGGCAGCAGGGGUGGGCCUGGCUCUGGAUCUGGCCCCUGAGCUGACUCGCGCCGUCACAAACGUGGUCUGCUCCCUCUGCUUCAACUCCUCCUACUCCCGAGGAGACCCAGAGUUUGAAGGCAUGCUGCGUUACAGCCAGGGCAUUGUGGACACGGUGGCUAAGGACAGCCUGGUUGACAUCUUCCCUUGGUUACAGGUUUUUCCAAAUGCAGACCUACAUCUGCUGAAGCACUGUGUUGCAAUCAGAGACAAACUUCUGCAGAAAAAGUACAACGAGCACAAGGCGGACUACAGUGACCACGUACAGAGAGAUCUGCUGGAUGCCCUGCUGAGAGCUAAGCGCAGCGCUGAAAACAACAACACUGCAGACAUUAAUGCAGAGGCUGUGGGCCUCAGUGAUGACCACCUCCUCAUGACUGUAGGGGACAUCUUUGGAGCUGGUGUUGAGACCACCACCACUGUUCUCAAAUGGGCGGUAACCUACCUCAUCCAUCAUCCAGAUGUACAGAGGCGCAUCCAGCAUGAACUUGACACUAAGAUUGGAAUGGAUCGCUCCCCCCACCUCAGUGACAGAGGCAGUCUGCCCUACCUGGAGGCCACCAUUAGAGAGGUGUUGAGGAUCCGUCCUGUAGCUCCCUUACUCAUCCCUCACGUGGCACUAAAUGACACCAGUAUUGGGGAUUUCAAAGUAAAAAAAGGAACUCGAGUCAUCAUCAAUCUGUGGUCUCUGCAUCAUGAUGAAAAGGAGUGGAGCAACCCUGAAUGUUUCGACCCUGGCCGCUUUUUGGACAGUGAAGGCACAGGACUGACCAUCCCGUCAUCAAGCUAUCUGCCUUUUGGUACCGGGAUCAGAGUGUGUUUGGGUGAGGCCUUGGCCAAGAUGGAGCUCUUUCUCUUCCUGUCCUGGAUCCUGCAGAGGUUCACCCUCUCUGUCCCACCAGACCACUCUCUACCCAGCCUGGAGGGAAAGUUUGGUGUGGUCCUCCAGCCUGUCAAAUAUAAAGUGAAAGCCACACCCCGGCCCGGCUGGGAGCGAGCCACCAGCCAGACGUGCUGAGAGCCCAGCCAUGUGCUGCUAAACAAUAGCUUUCUGCGUCAGGCCAAGAGCCCAGAGUUCAAAACUAACCUCCAAACUGAAACAAGCAGUGAUGCUUUGCACAGAUAACAUUUUCCAAUAUAUUGAUAUUUAUGAAUACUUCUGUGCAGAAUAGACAGUAUGAAAAAUGUGACAUACAGCAACUGAACACAUUUCCUCUGCUGCAGUACUUCACUGAACAACCAGAGGUGAGAGAAAAGACGACAGGUCUAAAACACUAUUGUUGCUUUAUAUAGAUAAGCAAUAAUUACCCACACUGAAAAAAUUCAGUUGUUUUUACUGAAAAUCUGUAGUUGUGUAGCUGUGGUUACCAGAAUCUUUCAGUAAUAAAAUACAGCAAAAAUGUACGCAAGGUUACAGAACCACCUCUAUAUUUUAUAUGAUAAAACUGUGUAUUGUUUUUUAUCUUUAAAUGCAUAUUUAAUAGCUAUUUUUAUUAUUAUAUAUUUUUAGAAUUUGUUGUGGCACUAGUGGCCCUUUUUGUUGAAGGUAGGCUGACAGUAAGGGAUACACAGGAUAGAAUUAAACUUGGAUCAGGCAAGCCAAAAUAAAUAAUAACUCACUUGCCUGGACACCACAAUGUUGAUUUGUAUUAGCAGGUGAGAAAUCAUCCGAAUUCCAUUAGGCAGCCACAAAAGCUUGUGUAGCGCUAAAUUCCACUUUUCAGCCAUUUUUUCCAUGCAGCUUUUGAAGCUGCAAAGUGAAGCCUUCCCCAUCCUCCAUUACUAAUUAUCAUGCAUUAUUAUUAGAAGAAAAAAAACUUAUGUUUAAAAGAAAAUAUACAACACCUUGAGCAAAGUUGAAACAACUGUGCAACUAUCAAAGUUAGUGAUAGAUUAGAAUGUGUCACCACUUAGCCAAGGUGACACUAGGCCAAAUGUGUUGUCCCGAGAUAUGAAAAGAAGUUGGCUAGGAUUUUCAAGAACAAGCCAGGAACCACUGGGGGCUUAGGUAAAUGUUACAUCACCAUUGACUGAGAGGAUUCCAAUCAACAAAGGAACUCCUGCUCCAUUUGAUGCCUUCCAUCUAGGUUUGGGGGAUUUCCAGUAAAGUCAUAGUUAUAGAAAUCAUAACAACAACAUCAUUAAAAUGAAAUGUUUAUAGCAUGUUCUUAUCUAUAAGCAAUGUGAAAAUAUUUGCUCAAGAAAAAGAGAUCGACAUCUCUUCAGUCUCUCCUCCAUGAGCCCAAUAUGUUAUUAAGUAGUGAAAAAAAGAUAGAGGUGAUUUUUUUAACAACGUCAUGAGUUGAUGAAUGAAUAAAAGGUUGGCAAUGGGAAUGUUGACAGAACAGAACUGUUUUACUGUUGUAGACAAAAAUGCAGCAAAGCAUCCCUUCACGUGCAGUUUUUCACUAAAGCAACUGUAAACGUCUUUGAACAAAUGAAAAACACAAAAAAUUAUAAUUGCAAAAGUAACAAGGACAUGAGAAUAGACCCCAGCGUACAACCUGUUACAUCUGUUCUUAUUCAAAAUUGAUUUACUCUGAACAGAAAUGUUAACGUCGGUUAAUCUAAUCUAGAACAAUACUUGUCAUGAUCACAUUAUGUUUCCUCCGGAAAGUCAGACAUUUAUGAUGUUUUUAAGGCUUUUCAUCAAACAAAGGAGAAAUAAUUCUUAUUCUAAGAGCUCUUCAUAGAAUGAGUCCUAGUUUUGUAUCACACUGCCCAUUGUUGCAUUUUAUUCAUUGUGCUUUAUUUUGUUU